AUGGUUCAUCCUUUCGACCCAGUUUCUGACAAAGAGAUCCAGCUGACAUCCCAGCUCAUCAAGGAUGCCGCAAAGGGCCCUGAGAAGCCUCACUUCAUCCAGAUCGACAGACUGGACCCUCCAAAGAAGGACAUGCUCAAGUACCUUGAAGCUGAAAAGUCCGGAAAAUCUUUGCCUCGUAUUCCAAGAGUCACUUAUGUGUACUACUACCUCGGACUCCAGUUUUACAAGGCUUUGGUCAACGUGACCUACGGCCACAUCAUCACCAACCAAAAGCAACCAAAGGGCGUUCAAGGUCCUUUGAUUGCUGAGGACAUUGAAGAGAUCGAGAAGCUCGCAACCUCGCACCCUAUUGUCAAGGCUGAAAUUGCAAAAUUGAAGCUUCCUUCCUACGUCAAGGUUGUUUGCGACCCUUGGAUGAACGGAACUGAUGGUGUGGAAGAUAGACUGUUGAUCCAGUGUUACAUGUACUUGGCCAACGCUCACCACUCCGAAUCUAACCAUUAUUCUCUGCCACUGAAAUUCUCUCCUGUUUUCGAGUGCUUGACUAAAGAGUUUGUCAGAAUGGACUACCUGCCAUCUGGUGUUGAUGAGGCAUGUAUCAACGAUACUGAGCCAUGGACCGAGUUCCCAUUUGUCGAGUACCACCCAGACUUGAACGGUGAGACCAUCAAGCCUCUCAAGCCUCUUAUCGUCCAACAGCCAGAAGGCCCAUCUUUCGAGGUGGACGGCCAAAAGAUCGAGUGGCAAGGAUGGGAGUUCAGAGUCGUUCCUAACUGCAGAGAGGGAUUUGCUAUCUACGACAUCCACUUCAAGGGAAGAUCUGUCAUUUACAGACUGUCCUUGUGUGAAAUGACUGUCCCUUACGGAGACCCAAGAGCUCCAUUCCACAGAAAACAAGCAUUCGACUUGGGUGAUGCUGGAUUUGGUGCCACUGGUAACAGUCUGGCGCUUGGUUGCGACUGUUUGGGUGUCAUCAAAUACAUGGACUGCAGAAGAGUUAACACUGCUGGUGAGUCCGUCUUGAUUCCAAACACUGUGUGUUUGCACGAGCAAGACGGUGGACUGCUGUACAAGCACACCAACUACAGAACUGGAGUCCCUGUCAUCGCCAGAAGAAGAGAGUUUGUUGUUCAGACCAUUGCUACCGUUGCUAACUACGAGUACAUGGUGAACAUCAUUUUCGACCAAGCUGGAGAGAUCAGAAUCCACGUUAGAGCCACUGGUAUUCUGUCCACCAUGCCUUUGGACAGGGACGUCACUGUUCCAUGGGGUACCAACGUGGGACCAAGAGUUUUGGCUUCUUACCAUCAACACAUGCUUUCGUUCAGAAUCGACCCUGCUGUGGACGGAUACGAGAAUACCGUUGUCUUUGACGAUGUGGUGAGAAUGAAGAAGGAUCCAAAGCUCAACCCAUACAACGUUGGUUUCGUCACUGAGAGAACCGUUGUUGACAAGCCAGGUUACGUUGAGCAAUCUCCAUUCACUAACAGAUCUUACAAGAUCAUCAACGAGAACAAGAUCAACCCUAUCUCCAAGAAGCCAGUUGCUUACAAGAUCAUGAUGCCUGCUAGACAAAUGCUUCUCGCUGGAGAAGAGUCUUACAAUAAUAAGAGAGCCCAGUUCGCUACCCAGCAGCUGUGGGUUACCAAAUACCAAGACAAUGAACUUUACGCUGCUGGUGAAUUCACCAACCAAUCGCAAACAGACACUGGUCUGGGAGUCUGGGCUAAGCGCAGAGAAAACGUUAGAAACGACGACCCUGUUGUUUGGGCCACUCUUGGAUUCACACACGUUCCUAGAGUGGAGGACUUCCCAGUUAUGCCUGUGGAAGCUCACGAGAUCUCUCUGGUUCCAUUUGGAUUCUUCGACAAGAACCCAGCUUUGGACGUUCCUCAAUCUUCCCAAAGUUUCAACAAAUCCCAGUACUUCCCUGAGUCCUCUUCUAAGGACUCUUGUUGCAAGUCUAGCUUAUAA
Molecule: messenger RNA, 1977 nt
Organism: Ogataea philodendri
Lineage: Eukaryota; Fungi; Ascomycota; Pichiomycetes; Pichiales; Pichiaceae
Exons: 1
Coding region: 1-1977 (658 amino acids)
Biological process (GO): amine metabolic process
Molecular function (GO): copper ion binding; primary methylamine oxidase activity; quinone binding
Source: RefSeq, a predicted model, not a curated record